GCACAAAUUAAUUUCUUCAACACUUCGCCCAGUGUUCUUCCCUCCCCACGAGAGAUUUACAGGGCCGGGAUCAAUUACUUGUACGUCGCGAUGGCUCCUCCGAAGCAGCCCGUUAAAUCGGGUGUCAAUUCGAAGGAGGAGAAGGCAGCCGAUCUGGUAAUGGGGACAAACAACAGCAGUAUAGUGUCGAAACGCAGUGUUGAAAUGUUAUACUACCCCGAGCCCCAUUUCUUCCGGCACUUUGUCAAAAAACCGCAGCGACGUGCGCCGUUAAUCAACCGUGGAUACUGGCUUCGGAUGCAUGCCAUGGCAGAGUCGGUGCGGAAGUUCAUGAAAGAGCCCUCGGAUAGACCCAAAUUCGUCCUGAACCUAGGAUGCGGAUUUGAUCCUCUCCCAUUUAUCCUCCUCAGUACCGAUCGGUCUCUAUGUAGUAAUACGACCUUUGUGGAUAUCGACUAUGAAAAACUGAUGAUCAAUAAGAAAAUGGCCAUCCAGAGGACAGAAGUCAUCACCCAGGUGCUGGGGAAUGUAGAGUUCUUCUCCGACGAUAGCGGCGUGCAGAUCCGGAGCCCACAGUAUAUAGCUGUGGGGUGUGAUCUGAAAAACCUCGAUAAGCUGGAUCGUGUGCUCAAGACGCAUGUCCUGCCUGCCGAAUGCGCCGUUCUCUUCCUCGCGGAGGUUUCCCUCACUUAUAUGGAUGUCCAGUCCGCUAAUGCGGUGGUUACGUGGGCGUCUAAGCUGAGCGAUGAUGCCCAGUUCUGUAUCCUAGAACAAUAUUUCCCCGACGGCCCCGAUCACCCUUUCGCCUCCACCAUGAUGAAACAUUUUAACAAGCUCGGCGCACCAUUGUACUCCAUCCACGAAUAUCCCUCACUAGCGGAGCAGGAGCAGCGUUUUAAGAACGCCGGAUGGGAGUAUGCCCAUGCCCGCAGUCUCUGGGAGCUAUGGUCGGACGAUGAGUUUGUAGCGAGCGAUCUGAGAACCUCGCUGGACGCCGUCGAGGCAUUCGAUGAAUGGGAAGAGUUUGCACUAUUUGCGUCUCACUAUUUCUUGCUUCAUGCUUCCACCAGACAAGGGUUGUCGUCGUCGUCGUCGUCGGGUUACAGCACAUCCGGCGCCGGGUUAUCCAGCCACCCGUCGGGAAAUGAGUCGAUGUCGGACCGGUUUAAAAUACUACCCAAUUGUGCUCCCCCAGUAGGUCAACGAAGGUUUGGUGCUCUGAUCUCUGCAGGCAGCGGGAGUGUCGGUUACCAUUCGGGACUGGGCCGGCAAACGCGCCUGGCAGAUACCGACAUAUAUACGGCAUCCGGAGAAACAGAGUCCUCUGGUUUGCCUUUCCCUUCUCGCGAUAUUCCGGCACGUAUGUGUCAUACCGCAACCAGUCUAAAUGGAAACGGCGACUGCUUGCUUGUUGGUGGGAGGGCCUCGCCCGCUGCAGCGCUCCAGGAUUGCUGGUUGAGAAAGGAAAACGCGUGGUGUCCUAGCUCCCGUCUACCGAUUCCUCGCUUUAGGCAUAGCGCGACCAAGGUGACCAUUCAGUCUGACUAUGUCCUCGUAUACGGUGGGAAAACGAGUACGGGUAUAGCGUUGGAUACUUGGUCACUGUGGAGCGACAACGGAGAAGGGUGGCAAACAGUUGAUGUUGAGCCACCAGCGGCGCCAAAAGCUCGGUUUGGGGCUUGUCUUGGGACUAUCGAUGACACAUCUGGUGUCCUCUUUGGUGGAAUUGGGGCUGACGGGGUUAUCUUGGAAGACUUCUGGAUAUGGAGAUUGCACAAGCGGUCCAAUGGAUCGUUUUAUAUGGAACUGAGAGAUUUGACGGAAGGCAUGCGGAGGGCUGCCCCUCAAUAUGACUUCCUUCCUCGGUUUGGGGCGACCAUCACUCCUACAUCUUGGGGAUUGGUGAUAGUUGGCGGCGUUAUCCCGCGGCAAAUAGUCCCCUUUGGCCAGGAGAUCUUGCUGCUUGAUUCACCACAAGUUUUAAAGUGCUUUGAUGGCGAGGCCUUACAUUUGACGAGCCAGCCCGUUUUGUCUGCGAUAGGGUUGAACCCGGCAUUUGCUGGACCGCGUCCUCUACUAGUCGGCCAUGCGGCAUGUGCGGUAUACCCAGACCAGCUACUUAUCCUCGGCGGCGGCGCGGUGUGUUUCUCCUUUGGAACGCAUUGGACGGAAGGUACUUGGACUCUACAGAGCAAAGAAUCACCCUUCGACAAUAGAUGGAUGCUAUUUUCUGAGAGUAGCCCGCCUGUGAAAGGCGCGACAAUUAAACCCAGGAAGCCCAAGAAGAAGGUUUACAAGUCCACCAAAAAAGUCACCACGAUUCCCCGAAUCCAAAUCCAGACACCUGCGCAGUUUGAACAGGUUCUUGCGGGUGGCAAACCGGUCAUUAUUGAGGGAUCGGACAUCGGGCCGUGUACUGAACUCUGGACAAAGGAGUACCUAGUGAAUGCCGUUGGGGCGGAUAGGAAGGUGGUUGUGCAUGAGGCCGAAUCAGAAAUCAUGAGUUUCCAAACAAAGAACUUCUCCUAUACAACCAAGUCAUUUGGGACUUUCAUGGAUGAGGUACACGCUGGUGGACGCCAAUAUCUCCGCAGUAUCUCGGUUGAGCAACCAACCAAGUUACCGACACAGCUCGCCGUUGACUUUCCGAGCCUAACCAAUGAUUUCCGUCUCCCGGAUGCCCUGUCCAGUGUUGUUGCCAAUGCACAUAGUUCACCUCUGAGGAUUUCGGGGCCUGUUACAUUGUGGCUUCAUUACGACGUAAUGGCGAAUGUUCUGUGCCAAAUUCAGGGUGAAAAGCGGCUCAUUCUCUUUCCGCCUAGUGAUGUGCAACACCUCGAUGUGCCUGCUGGCGCUUCCAGUUCCAACAUCAAUAUCUUCCAGAACCGUGCUGAGGGCACAAUUGCCGCUAUCCCACACACCACGCCACAUGAAGCCCUCCUGCAUCGUGGCGAUAUCCUGGUCAUUCCGCCAUUGUGGCUGCAUACCGCAGCUCCAACGGGAGAAGUCAGCGUGGCGGUUAAUGUGUUCUUUCGCAACCUGCCGCAGGGAUACGCAGCCGGACGCGACGUCUAUGGGAAUCGCGACGUGCAAGCCUACGAAAAGGCAAGAAAGGACCUUGAGAAGAUAGCCAAGUCAUUCGAUCGGUUGCCGCCUGAUAUGGCGCGUUUCUAUUUACUGAGACUAGCCGACGAACUGCAGGAGACAGCUGAACGGUAACUAGGUGUGUAUCUAAUGAGGCCAACACAAUCGUUCCUCACUGUGCUGUCGGAAGUCAGUUGGUGGAAUUCUUAUCGUCAAACACGACGGAAAUAUGUGUUCACUACCGCAUUCGGUGGGAAUAAACUGUGGGCUUGAAUUUUUGCUUCCCAUGGUCGCGCAACAGCUAACUUAGCCCAUGCAGGCAGGCAGGCAGGCAGGCAUGAUAGCAUGAUGCAACAACCCCAGUGCAACCGGGUCACUUUUUGAUGCAAACAUUUGUUGGACGAAGCAUAGGCCAAUAGGAGUGAAUGUGCCUAGGGGUAGUUGGUACCUACUGGAGUAGGUGGCAAUAGAAGGUUGGCGCAGACUAAGCAUGAAGAGAAAAUACGGCACAACUGCUCUCAUGGGUGCCAACGACAACACAUCCCUGAACACACAAUUCCUUAUACGUCAUCAAGGCUAAGGCGGGGAUAAAACCUGUGUCGGGAUGUUUUUUUUUUUUUUUUUUUUUU
Aspergillus ochraceoroseus IBT 24754 is the source of this 3713-nucleotide messenger RNA. Its product is annotated as tRNA methyltransferase PPM2. The coding region runs from base 91 to 3219 and encodes 1042 amino acids. Gene Ontology annotation, molecular function: protein binding; tRNA methyltransferase activity. The transcript is spliced from 6 exons. The record is from RefSeq and is a predicted model, not a curated record. Gene Ontology annotation, biological process: wybutosine biosynthetic process; tRNA methylation. NCBI's taxonomy places the organism in Eukaryota, Fungi, Ascomycota, Eurotiomycetes, Eurotiales, Aspergillaceae.